This is a messenger RNA of Rhododendron vialii, 966 nucleotides long. Its product is annotated as ER membrane protein complex subunit 8/9 homolog. Lineage: Eukaryota; Viridiplantae; Streptophyta; Magnoliopsida; Ericales; Ericaceae. The transcript has 5 exons. Gene Ontology annotation, cellular component: EMC complex. Bases 136 to 750 code for a protein of 204 amino acids. The record is from RefSeq and is a predicted model, not a curated record.
AAGUUAAAUUUAAGUUAAGUUCACAAGAACGGAGUCGCCAGUCGGAACACAGUCCCACCGAACACAAACGCAGUCUCUCUCUCUCUCUCGCAAGGGUAAUUAACUUUGAACUCCACCCUCAGUCGCUGAACAACAAUGGGCGGCGACGUGCGCUACGAGAUCGGGCAAAACGCCUACAUCAAGCUCGUCCUCCACGCCCUAAACCACAAGACCUCCGCCGUCAACGGCCUCCUCCUCGGCCGCCUCUCUGCCAACAACAACGACGUCGUAGAAAUCACCGAGUCCGUCCCCCUCUUCCACUCCCAGAUCGGCCUCCUCCCUCCCCUCGAGAUCGCCCUAAUUCAGAUCGAGGAGUUUUAUAGAGCUCAAGGUUUGGAUAUAGUUGGUUAUUUCCACGCAAACGAGAGGUUCGACGACAUCGAGCUAGGUAAUGUUGCUAGGAACAUCGGGGAUCAUAUACAUCGUUACUUCCCUCAAGCAGCUUUGCUUUUGUUAGAUAACAAGAAACUUGAGGCUUUAUCAAAGGGGAAGGACAGGAGCCCUGUGGUGCAGCUUUAUACAAGAGAUUCAUCCAAGAGUUGGAAGCAAGUCGGAUCAGAUGGAAGCAGCCGAUUGGCCAUCAAGGAACCGUCAGCAAAUAUAGUUCUUUUGGACUAUAUUUCAUCUCAGAAAUGGCAGGAUAUCGUUGAUUUUGAUGACCACCUCGAUGACAUUAGCAAGGACUGGCUGAAUCCAGAACUCUUCAAGUAAUCAUGAGCAUCUGGCACAACGUGCAGUUUUUCAUCACUGAUUAUUCUCAGUAGUUUCUUGUGCUUCAAUUUUGGCCGACCUUGGCCCAUAAAUUUGACAGCUGAGAGAGUUCAUGGUUCUUGGGGAAUUUUGUGGAUGUACGAACCGAAUAUUUGACAGCUGAAGAUUGUUUAUUUAUAAACUUUUGUCUUUUGAUUUAUGAAUGCUUUAGUUGAA